Messenger RNA from Effrenium voratum, 1325 nucleotides. The record is from the annotation of a GenBank genome assembly. Lineage: Eukaryota; Dinophyceae; Suessiales; Symbiodiniaceae.
AGUGCUUUAUGGCUCGAGCCCGGCCCCGCUGAGCCCCGGGCUCCGGGGAGCCGCGGGCGGGCUGGCCCGAGAGGUCCUGCCGAAAGGGCCAGGUCUGCGAUGGGCAAUUGCUUCGAAGGAUUCCGGCGUGGCAAGGCCUUGGCAGGCCUGCCAGCCCCGGCGACGCCGAAGCAGGGCUUCAAGGUGUGCGUGUGCGGCGGCGCGGGCGGUAUCGGGCAGCCGUUGUGCCUCCUCAUGGCGCUGGAUCCCCGAGUUUGGGAGCUCUCAGUCUAUGACCUCACCAUUGCCAUGGUGCCAGCCGAAGGCAUUGGCACUGACCUGGGCCACAUCGAGCGGAAAUGCCGAGUCAAGGCCUAUUCCCUGGACACCACCCAGAAGCCGGUGGACCACCUCAGAGAGUGCCUCCAAGGCUGCUCGCUGGUGCUCGUGCCGGUGGGUGUGCCGAGCAAAGGUAGAAGCAAGAGCGACUUGCUGAAGAUCAACGCCAACAUCGCGAAGAGCAUUGUGGAGGCGUGCGCCGCCUACUGCCCGGACGCCAUUGUGGGUUUGAUCGUCAACCCGCUCAACUCCGUAGUUCCAGCCAUGGCCAGGCUCUACGAGAAGGCGGGCCUGGACCCGCGGAAGGUGAUCGGCAUCACCUCCCUGGACACCGUGCGGGCCAACAAGUUCGUGCACGAGGCAACGCAGAUUCCCAUUGAGCAUGUGCAGGUGCCGGUGGUCGGGGGCUACUCGGGCUCCAUGUCCGGGCCCUCUGCCGUGCCCCUCUUCUCGCAGGACGCGGGCGCGCGGUCCAUGGGCGACGCGCGGUGCGCCGAGCUCAUGAAGAGAGUCCAGGACGCCGGCAACGAGGUGGUCGAUGCCAAGAAAGGCAAGGGCAGCUCCACACUGUCCAUGGCCUAUGCCGCGGCGCGCUUCGGGCGGGCCGUGCUCACGGGCCUCUCCGGCGAGAGGUGUACCGAAAUCGCCUUGCUGAAGACAGACGCAUAUCCUGGCGUGGACUACUUUUCCACGAAGGUGGUCUUCGGGCCCAAAGGCGUGGAGGAGGUGCUGCCGCCGGGGGCAGUCAGCCCCAAGGAGAAGGCGCACCUGGACUUGGCCGUGAAGACCUUGCAGGAAGAUAUCAAGGAGGGCCUGGCCUACGCUGAGCACGUGGACCUGGCGAAGCGAAGGCUGCGGGAAACAAAGGCUGGAUACUAGUUGAGGGCAGAGGCGAACAGAAGCCUCAACAACUCCCAACGCCAAAGGGUUUGGGCGCUGCUCAAUAAAAGGAGGCGCCUGCCUAGCGUUUUCCAGCUUGCCGGAAGUUACAGCGAAUGGCGAUGCCA